CUGUAAUAGAAUUUGGGUGGGCUAAAAGCCACGCUGAGUUUCCCUUAGCAUGGGUAUCCUUGGGAAUUCCCCUGAAGCGCUGCCCACUGCCUCUGAACCAGUACUGACACUGGGCACAAUUCAUCUCCAGUGGAGUUUGUUGGAACUCUGGCGUUGACUCAAAGACACAGCCAUGAAAGAUCCGAGUCGCAGCAGCACCAGCCCGAGCAUCAUCAGCGAAGAUGUGAUCAUAAAUGGUCAUUCUCAUGAAGAUGACAAUCCCUUUGCGGAGUACAUGUGGAUGGAGAAUGAAGAGGAAUUCAACAGGCAGAUCGAAGAGGAGUUGUGGGAAGAAGAAUUUAUUGAGCGCUGCUUCCAGGAGAUGCUGGAAGAGGAGGAGGAGCACGAAUGGUUUAUUCCUGCCCGUGAUCUCCCACAAACAAUGGAUCAAAUCCAGGACCAGUUCAAUGACCUUGUUAUCAGUGACAGCUCAUCACUGGAGGAUCUGGUGGUCAAGAGUAAUCUGAAUCCAAACGCAAAGGAGUUUGUUCCUGGUGUGAAGUACUUAAAUAUUUGAGUAGACUGGGCCCUCUCUUGGUGGAUGUAGCACAAUUUCCACACUGUGAAGCCAGUAUUAGAAGAUUUAAUUGUAAAAGCUCUCUCUUCUUGUCACUGUGUUACACUUAUGCAUUGCCAAAGUUUUGUUAGUCUUGCAUGCUCAAUAAAAGUGCUGAGACUGUUAUUAAGUAAAUCUGUCAAAAGUUUAAUGGAAACAUAAUUGGGCCCUGGCUCUGGAAGGAGGCAGUGAGGUAAGAAGCACCAGUCAAGUUGAGACAAAGUACCACGUUUAUAAAACCUUCUGCAGACUCUGUCUUUCUAAAACAGGACUUGGAAUUUGCCAUGGAUGGUCUGUGUUAACUGGUGCUAGCUUGCACCUGAUAAUGCCUUAACUCCGGGACAAAAAGCAAGCAAGGAUAUCUGAUUGUUAUGCAAAUAGGCUAGCUUUCCUUGGAAAUACUGUUACUAAUGUUAAUUUUUCCCCUUAAAGAACCCUCAUGCUCCUUUUCAGCAGCAUGAGCCAUAACCGAAACCUUACAGACCUGUGCAGAGUCGUAGAUCUCAGCUACUGAGCUAACACCCGAGGGGCUGGAAGGAGGAAUCCCCCGCGCUUCGCAGUACGUGAUCAUGUUAGAAACGCCCCAACUUCCCGAUUAUGUUCAAGGAGAUGUGAGUUUCAUCACAAUUUCUUCCAAGAACCCAGAUAAAUACAUAGCACUGCCUAUGUAACUUUUAGCAUAUGACUUUAUUAGAGCUGGGUUUAACCAAGCCGAGCCUAGCAUUAGUGGUUUGAGUGGUGCUUUGCCCUUGCUUUGUUUAAUCAUCACUACACGAUAGUCUACAGCACAACAACUUCUUUUGUUUCGUUUUUGUUUUUUCUUUUAAUAAAGCUAGAACAGUUUUGGCUUCUUAAACUUCAUACUGGGGUAGGUUAAGCUGCCAUACGUGUUCAGUGUGAAUAGUGUUUAAGUUGAAAAUAUUGUAAAAAAAUUAUAUUUUUUCAAAAAUAUUUAAAAAAAUAAAUAAGAGUAGAACUGA
This is a messenger RNA of Pezoporus flaviventris, 1575 nucleotides long. It is a transcript of the gene PAIP2, whose product is annotated as poly(A) binding protein interacting protein 2. The record is from RefSeq and is a predicted model, not a curated record. The transcript has 4 exons. Gene Ontology annotation, molecular function: mRNA regulatory element binding translation repressor activity. NCBI's taxonomy places the organism in Eukaryota, Metazoa, Chordata, Aves, Psittaciformes, Psittacidae. Gene Ontology annotation, biological process: negative regulation of translational initiation. Gene Ontology annotation, cellular component: cytoplasm. Bases 173 to 556 code for a protein of 127 amino acids.